ACGCGGUCCAAUUUCAGUUGCGUGUGAGAGCGUAGCACGGACAAACAACGAGCGCAAACGCCCCACGUAGCCCCCCUAGGUCUGGUAAGCAGAAAUAUGCUGUCCCUCACAGCCAACGUCAUAAAGAACAACCGUGGAGCUAAGUGUGUGAAGCUGCUACAUACGUCUGCUGUGGCCAGAAUGCCCAUUCAGGUCGGUGAGUGUCUCCCUGCUGUUGAAGUCCAGGAGGGACAGCCAGGCAAUAGGGUGGCAAUGGAUAAACUAUUCAAGGGAAAGAAAGGAAUCCUCUUUGCUGUACCUGGAGCAUUCACCCCUGGAUGCUCCAAGACACACCUCCCAGGUUUUGUGAGUCAAGCUGCGGACUUGAAAAAGAAAGGCAUUGAGGAAGUGGCAUGCCUUUCUGUCAAUGAUGUGUUUGUCAUGGCAGCUUGGGGAAAGGAGCAUGGAGCAGAUGGCAAGGUUCGAAUGUUGGCUGAUCCUACUGGAAUGUUUACAAAGGCAGUUGACUUGUUAAUUUCCAAUGAUCAAUUGGAACAGGUUCUUGGGAACAAGCGUUCCAAGAGAUAUGCAAUGCUGGUAGAAGAUGGAGUAGUUAAAAAGAUCAAUGUUGAGCCUGAUGGCACUGGGUUGACAUGCAGCUUGGCUUCUAAUAUUCUCUCUCAGUUAUAAACUAAUGCUUGGUUUACUAACCAAACUUAAAAAUUAUGUAACUGUAAAAACAGCAUUAAAUUGUCCUGAGGCUACUUUUUUGUUUAGUUUAGUGCAAAUUUCAUGUGGGAACUGGGGUCAGAAAAAGGUAAGGUAAAUGAUGCGCACAAUAAUGACAUGAAUUGUAAACUACUCAAAUGUACAGUAGCUUCUAAUUACUGUGACCUGCAAAUAAAAGUGGACUCCUAAGCAAUA
Molecule: messenger RNA, 903 nt
Organism: Cynoglossus semilaevis (tongue sole)
Lineage: Eukaryota; Metazoa; Chordata; Actinopteri; Pleuronectiformes; Cynoglossidae
Gene: prdx5
Product: peroxiredoxin 5
Exons: 6
Coding region: 97-669 (190 amino acids)
Biological process (GO): hydrogen peroxide catabolic process; cellular response to oxidative stress; cell redox homeostasis
Cellular component (GO): peroxisome; cytoplasm; mitochondrion
Molecular function (GO): thioredoxin peroxidase activity
Source: RefSeq, a predicted model, not a curated record